Aegilops tauschii subsp. strangulata is the source of this 495-nucleotide messenger RNA. RefSeq lists its product as uncharacterized. NCBI's taxonomy places the organism in Eukaryota, Viridiplantae, Streptophyta, Magnoliopsida, Poales, Poaceae. The record is from RefSeq and is a predicted model, not a curated record.
AUGAGGUUCGUCGGCGCCGAUCGGGUCCGCGCGGCGAGGCUGGCGACGCUGCGUGGGGAGUUCGACCGCCUGAAGAUGGCGGACUGCGAGGCGCUAGACGCGUACGCCGGGAGGCUUGCCGGGAUGACGGCGAGGUACGCGAACCUCGGGGAGACGCUGGGCGACGCGGCGCUCGUGAAGAAGCUGCUGGACACCAUUCCGGAUCGGCUGUUCCCCGUCGUCGCCGGCAUCAAGCAGUUCCACGACGUGACGACGAUGGCGUUCGACGAGGCGCUCGGGCGGCUGCGCGCGUUCGAGGAGCGGGUUCGGCGCCGUGGACAAGACGGCGGUGAGCGCGGGGGUGAGCAGCUCCUCAUGACGGCGGCACAGUGGGCAGCGCGCGAGCGUCGACACGGCGGUGCUCAGGACGACGAUGACAACAAGAGCGUGGCGUCGAGCAGCGGCGGGAACCGGCGCGGGCGCUGGUACAAGUGUGGCGAGCGCGGCCACUUCUAG